GUGUUUUAUAAAAUAUCAGGAUAUGAGUUCGGAACUCUUACAGUUCAGCAAUAGUCAUUAGUUAUGCAUACUAGGAUAUGCGUGCUGCUGGGGCUUCUGUGCCUUGCAAGCUUCUGCUGCGGUAGUAAUGAGCCAGGGGAGGUGCUCCUGGUCAUCGCCUGUCCCCAGUAUCCUAAGCAUGCCAGCAUUGAGUGCUCAGCCUUAUCGCACAGCGUGCUGGAGCAGCAACGGGCACUGAAACUGGCGGGGAUCUUCCCCGAGGACUUUGUCCUGAAGGUCUAUGUGAUGCAUGAGCUCUUCAACUACUGGACCCUGCUGGACGCACUGCCUCAUCUGAGAGCCCAGGCACGUGUGCUGGGUGCGCGCACGGAAUGGAUUAUCUGGUGUCAACACCACACGCGUGUGUCUUCGCUGCGCGGCCUGCUCGAGCAACUGCGUCAUCAGGACUCGAGGGAGCUCGCUUUCUAUGGGCACGCCCUCUACGAUGCGGAGGCCACCAUCAUCCACCACUUCUCGAACUACAAGGAUCCCCAGCGGUUUCCAUACCCCAUGCUCAGCUCCGGAGUCGUUUUCACUGGUGCUCUGUUGCGAAGGUUGGCGGAUUUGGUUGCUCCUGGUGGCCAAAACAUCACCCUUCACAGCGACUUCUCCAUUGAUGCCUCUCACGAGCUGGCUCGCUUUAUUUUCGACAAUGUAUCGCCCGACCCUCAUAUUAGCACCCCGAUUUCCGGAGGAAUCCUGCUGAAAAGUGCCAGCUACAUAUGUCCCACACCCACGUCCGUGCCAAACAGGAAACUGCCUUGUCUGCUGCAUGCGCAGCCGGAGGAGCCACUGACUUUGGGGCAGCGGAGGAAUGGCUGUGAGCACACAACAGGAUCGCACAUAUACUUCGCCAUCAAAACCUGUGCGAAAUUCCACAAGGAACGCAUACCAAUCAUCGAGCGCACCUGGGCAGCCGACGCCCGGAACAGGAGAUACUACAGCGACGUGGCAGACGUCGGCAUUCCGACAAUCGGCACUGGGAUACCCAAUGUGCAGGCUGGACACUGUGCCAAGACAAUGGCCAUUCUGCAAUUAUCCCUCAAGGACAUCGGCGAGCAAUUGGACAUCCGCUGGCUCAUGCUCGUCGACGAUGACACGUUGCUGAGUGUGCCACGCGUGAGCGCCCUCCUCUGCCGCCACAAUGCCACGGAGCUGGCGUACCUGGGCCAGCGCUAUGGCUACCGGCUACACGCUCCCGACGGCUUCAACUACCACACUGGAGGAGCCGGCAUCGUACUGAGCCUGCCGCUGGUGCGGCUCAUCGUGCAGCGAUGCAGUUGUCCCAGUGCCAGUGCCCCCGACGACAUGAUCCUGGGCUACUGCCUUCAAGCGCUGGGCGUGCCGGCGAUUCAUGCUGCCGGAAUGCAUCAGGCCAGGCCGCAGGACUACGCCGGCGAACUGCUGCAGCUGCAUGCGCCGCUGACCUUCCACAAGUUCUGGAACACGGAUCCGGAGCACACAUAUCGCCGCUGGCUCGGAGGCAGCCUGGUCAACCGGAGUGCCCCGCUGGCGGCGCACAAGGAGCAGCCCGCUGCCGGACCACUCCACAUGACGAUGGGGCGACAUUCCUUGGCCGCAGGCGUCGGAUUGCUGCAGGAAACGGGGCUGGGCAAGCACCUGGAUCUGUGAGCCGCUCUGAGCUUUGGACUUCAGAAAAAACUGUUUGAAAAUGUUGCGCAUAUCAUCUUGCGUUGGAGGAGCACGUAGAAUUUUCCGACUUUUGCAUAAAAUUACAGUUUGUCCUGCAGAUAGACACUAGUGGAGAUUACAUGGACACAUGGCUGUUGCCUGUGGCUUUUUGGAAGUGGAUUACGCCGAACAAUGUGACAUCGCUGGGAGUCCAACCAGGGCAGCUCUGCUAAUCUGUCGUGCAACAUCAAGAAGUUAAACCAUAAGAAAAUUUAAGUAACCGCCCUUGAGCUGGACAGGAUGAACAACAAGCAGAAAUUGUUUAAAAGAUUUCUUUUGGCUAAAGUGAGUUCAAUCCUUGGGGAUUUGCAAGCAUCUUGCGAAGGGGCGAGGUCUAAGUUCAACAACAGGCGGUACAGUUGUGCGCAAAAUGGUAGUUACAGAGCGGGGAAAUACAGUAUUGGACUGACCAAUGUUUGACUUUCAA
This is a messenger RNA of Drosophila mauritiana, 2158 nucleotides long. RefSeq names its product beta-1,3-glucosyltransferase. Bases 64 to 1671 code for a protein of 535 amino acids. The record is from RefSeq and is a predicted model, not a curated record. Lineage: Eukaryota; Metazoa; Arthropoda; Insecta; Diptera; Drosophilidae. Gene Ontology annotation, molecular function: acetylglucosaminyltransferase activity. The transcript is spliced from 7 exons. Gene Ontology annotation, cellular component: membrane.